Messenger RNA from Vicugna pacos (alpaca), 2865 nucleotides. The record is from RefSeq and is a predicted model, not a curated record. Lineage: Eukaryota; Metazoa; Chordata; Mammalia; Artiodactyla; Camelidae.
UCAUGGACUGAGAAGGGGGAGAGGACGUUCAGAAAUGAAAAGUGGCUUCUCACAUGAGAAUUCCGUGGCUGAUUGUCACGGGGGCAUCUUCGGCUGUGAUACUUGGGGCGAGGCGAGCUGCUCCCAAUAGGAGACUCGUCAGCGUGUGAGGAGGAGAAGCUGGGGCUGAGCCGGGAGCGAAAGCAACUGGUGUGAGUGACCUGCAGGAAGAAGGCAAAAAUGCCAUCAACUUGCCGAUGUCCCCUGCCUCGGUGGAGAUUCACCCUGAAGACACCCUGCUCGAGGAGAACGAGGAACGCAGGGUGAUCGACCCCACCUCCAGGGACGACCCCAGAUUCAAGGAGCUGGUCAAGGUUCUCAUCGACUGGAUCAAUGACGUUCUGGUGGAGGAGCGGAUCAUCGUGAAGCAGCUGGAGGAGGACCUGUAUGAUGGGCAGGUGCUGCAGAAGCUCCUGGAGAAACUGGCAGACCGCAAGCUGAAUGUGGCUGAGGUGACGCAGUCCGAGAUAGGACAGAAGCAGAAGCUGCAGACGGUGCUGGAGGCAGUGCACGAGCUGCUGCGGCCCCACGGCUGGGCGCUCCAGUGGAGCGUGGACUCAAUUCACGGGAAGAACCUGGUGGCCAUCCUCCACCUCCUCGUGGCCCUGGCCAUGCAUUUCCGGGCCCCGAUCCGCCUUCCUGAACACGUCUCCGUGCAAGUGGUGGUCGUGCGGAAGCGGGAAGGCCUGCUGCACUCCAGCCACAUCACGGAGGAGCUGACCACGACCACGGAGAUGAUGAUGGGUCGGUUUGAGCGGGAUGCCUUCGACACGCUCUUCGACCAUGCCCCUGACAAGCUCAGCGUGGUGAAAAAGUCUCUCAUCACGUUCGUGAACAAGCACUUGAACAAGCUGAAUUUGGAGGUGACGGAACUAGAGACCCAGUUUGCAGAUGGCGUGUACCUAGUUCUGCUCAUGGGUCUUCUGGAAGACUACUUUGUGCCCCUGCACCACUUCUACCUGACGCCGGACAGCUUCGAUCAGAAGGUGCAUAACGUGUCGUUUGCCUUUGAGCUGAUGCUGGACGGGGGACUUAAGAAACCCAAGGCUCGCCCUGAAGAUGUGGUGAACCUGGACCUCAAAUCCACCCUGAGGGUCCUUUACAACCUGUUCACCAAGUACAAGAACCUGGAGUGACGGCGGGGAGCAGCAGAGACCACGGCGGGGACAGUCCCGAGUGUUGCGUCUCCCAGGCAGGGCUCCGGCCUCCCCUCCCGGCCCCUGGCUGUGCCCUGCCCCCACCCCCCUGGUUUUGGUGGCUGCUCUUUACCUCCUUUCUGUGUAAUUCCGCAGCGGGCGGGACCCUUUGAAAUGCAGGUUGUAAACACCAGUGCUCGUGUCUGUGGCCUCGCUUCAGCUGGAUGCCACGGGGGUGCUGAGUCCCUCUUGUCCACCUUGAUCAAAGAUGAAAAAAAGCCGGAACCCCAGCCCUCAGCCCCGGGGCGGGGGUGCCCUGCCUUCCAGCUGACAGCGGUCUGUGGUCACAGGGGAUCUGAAAGGCACCGUCAGCUCUGCCAGGCAGGUGACGGCCUGUCUGUUCCGGGGAAGCCUCCUGGGUGGGGCUCUCCUCCGAAGCGAGGCCUUUUUUAGUAAACAGUGUUUUACAGUUUUAAAAACUUCCCUCUAAAGUCUCAGGAGCUUUACUUUCGAGCGGAGCCUCCGCCCCCACGUCCCUCCUUCCCGACCACUCAGUGCUGUGCUCACUCUGCUUUUGCGCAGACACCUGGGGCCCAGAGGACCCGGCCACAGUCCGCGGGAGGAAGGGUUUCUGAGGCAUUUUUUUAUUUCUUGCCAUGGCUGAGAGGGAGCUGGGCCUGAAAUACAGCCCGAGACAGCUCCCGUGGGGAGUUUCUGAUCUCCGAGGCCCUGUUUGGGGAUGGAUGCAUUCUUUAAAACUUUUAAAAAGCAGAGUGUGUUAGUCUGGUCAGGAUGCCAUAACAAAGAGCCAUAGACCAGGCACUUAGACCACAGACAUUGAUUCUCUCAUAGUCUGGAGGCUCGAAGUUCGAGGUCAGGGUGUCAGCAGAGUUGGUUCCUUCUGAGCCUCUCUCCUGGGCUCGUCCCAGCAUCUUUCCAUGUCUCCCCUAGGUGUGUGUCUGUGUCCUAGUCUCUUCUUAUAACUCACCAGGCAGAUGGGAUGAGGGUCCACCCCAGGGACCUCAUGUUACCUGAAUUACCUCUGUAAAGACCCUGUCCCCAAAUACAGUCACGUUCUGGAGUCCUGGGGGCUGGGACUUCAACAUGUGGAUGCUGGGAGGGACACAGCUCAGCCGAAACAGGGGGCAGGAAGCGCUCAUCUCACUCCUUGCUCCCGACCUGGCUUUCCGGAGCCCUGCUGGCCCCCUCGAGCUCCCCGUCAGAGGAAAUGCAGUUCCUCAUGUCUGUGCUGUCCACCCCUCGCCCCCCGCGGCUCAGGGGAGAAACGAGGACCUGUUGUCUGGGUCACCCCCAACCCCGCCCAGCUCCCCGGGUGUAUGUGUGGGGUGUGUGGUGCGCCAACCCCACCCCACCCCCGCCGCCGCCCUGUGCUGAGUGACCUCAGCGUUCGCUGUCCCGGAGAGAUUGGCCUCUCUUCUCUCUGAUUUUCACCUUCCUGCUAUAGAUCAGAGCUGCCGAGUAAGUUGUUAAUAUUAAAUUGAAUACCAACGCCCAGACUUAGAAAACAGUUUAACAUUCUGUCUCGGCUCAGGCUGCUGCCGGGCCAGGGAUGGGUUCUGAAUCGCCGUCUUGAUGGAAGUGGUUACACAGCAGGGGAAAGAGAUAAUUAAAAUGGCAUUAUGGUGUCUCCAGCGGGAUGCAGUGACAUUAAAGAAGCACGGUGACAAGA